Molecule: messenger RNA, 648 nt
Organism: Exophiala spinifera
Lineage: Eukaryota; Fungi; Ascomycota; Eurotiomycetes; Chaetothyriales; Herpotrichiellaceae
Exons: 1
Coding region: 1-648 (215 amino acids)
Source: RefSeq, a predicted model, not a curated record
AUGGACAGAAGCUACCUCACGAUGCUCAGGCACAUUCCGGUUCCACAAGAAGACGUUGACUUCUUUUCAUCUUUUCCCUUUGUGAGCCCAUACCUCUCCAAGAAGAGCCGUUAUCAGCCUGUACCUUUCCUGACGAGACACAAAAUCACUCCGAACGACACUUCCGACCUGUUCUUUUCCAAAACCAUCAACAGCCACGACACCAUCCCGCGAAUGCUUGCCUUGAUGCGAAAGGAGGAUCUGCAACAUCCAACUCCUCAGACUACAACAUCUGUAGAUACUCCUGCUCAGGGUCCGCAAGAUCCGUACUUUGUCGUGUUUGCGCAGCUUGAGAGUGGCGUCAACGGAUACCGGGACACUCUCCAUGGCGGUGUCCUGGCUUCCCUGUUCGACGAGGCAUUAGGUCUAUGUGUGGAGGGUUGUCGAGAGACUGGCUCUCCCGGAAAAUCAUGGCUGCUCACAGCAAGUUUGGAGGUUAACUAUCGCUCUGCUGUCACAACGCCAUGCAUCGUACUCAUCAAGACGUGGCUGGAAAGGACAGAAGGGAGAAAGUGGUUCCUGAAAGCACAGCUUUUAGACCAGGACAACUCGGUGAAAGCUGAAGCCAGGACACUCUAUAUAAGCUCAAGAAAUCAUGCUUCGCUGUGA